Molecule: messenger RNA, 1138 nt
Organism: Pelagomonas calceolata
Lineage: Eukaryota; Pelagophyceae; Pelagomonadales; Pelagomonadaceae
Source: the annotation of a GenBank genome assembly
CUCGGAACAAGCUCCUAAGGGCCUUCUCCCUCCUCAGUCAGGAUAACCCAACGAGACUAAUCUAAAAAACUAAUAGUACUAGAACCACCUUGCGUCCGGACUCACCUUGCGUCCGCACUCGGAUCGUUCAUUUCCUUCCGAGUCAGGCUGGCGUACUUUUGGCACUAUUUGCCAGAUACUUGCUUUGCGAGCCCGAGAGGGCGGACCGAGUGCAAUCUCGAAGAAAUACGUCGCGUUCUUUCGCGGGGCAGUCUACGAUUCGCGGGAGUCACAACGAGGGCAUUGCGCAUUGCGGACACGUUCCAUGCGACACUAACUUGUGUCAAUGCUAUUAGAGGUUCCUUGUGCGUCGCCGCGAGCACCGGCCACGCGCCGCUACUGGAUGUACUUCGCGAGGAAGCGCUUGUGGAAGUCGUUGCGGAUCGUGUCGUUGACGAAGGUCCUGCCCUUCUUCUCCGCCGCGCCGCGCGCCUGGUGGCGGAAGACGACGUCGUCGUUCCAGCGCCUCUUGACAGCGCCGGACGGCGCCUGCGUGCGAAUCAACAGUAAGUCCAAAGGCGCCGUGAAAUCGCUCGCCGGGCGGCGCCGGGUCGAGGAGCGGGUUCGUCGCGGCGGCGGCCUUGGCCGCCGCGGCCUCGUCCUCCUCGCGCCGCCGCUCCGCGUCCCGCUCGGCGCGGAUCUUCUCCAGCUCGGCCCGCAGCGCCGCGCCGUCGUCGUCGUCGUCCGAGUCCGAGUCCGAGUCGGACCCCUCGCCGUCGCUCGCGUCGCGGUCGUCGUAGGCGUCCAGCGCGCCCGGCGCGACGGCGACGUCGCGGAGCUGGUCCGGCGCCCUGGCGACGCGCGCGUCGGCGGCGAGCAGGAGCUGGCCCUGCGGAGCCCCGCUCGACCGCUCGGCGGCGUCGAGGCGCGCGGCAUAGUCCUCCGGCGUCGCGUCGGCGAUGCCCUCGAGCUGGUGCCCCGUCCGGUACUUCAUCUUCAGCUGGUUGGGCACGUCGCGGGCGUGCGCCAUCGCCGAGCGCACGCCGCCGCUCGAGUAGACGCCGAACUCGUUGCCAUGCUCGCGCGCGGCCGUCCAGGUCGGUCGGUGGGCCGUCGUCAUCUUUUUUCUGGUGUUUUACGAGGCCGGCGCCCAAGGGAG